Messenger RNA from Mesoplodon densirostris (Blainville's beaked whale), 1067 nucleotides. RefSeq names its product solute carrier family 50 member 1 (gene SLC50A1). Bases 190 to 783 code for a protein of 197 amino acids. Gene Ontology annotation, biological process: carbohydrate transport. Gene Ontology annotation, molecular function: sugar transmembrane transporter activity. Lineage: Eukaryota; Metazoa; Chordata; Mammalia; Artiodactyla; Ziphiidae. Gene Ontology annotation, cellular component: membrane. The transcript is spliced from 6 exons. The record is from RefSeq and is a predicted model, not a curated record.
UCUCACAAAGACUUGGUGAUUCCUGGCAGUCCCUGUUACUUAGGGAAGAGACCGGAAAGAGGCUUCAGCAAACAGCGAAAAAAUCUCCUAAUCCCUGGGCAACUGAAGUUCUGAGCUGCGGCCCUCCGUGAAAGCGUGUUGAAUUCCCCGUAGCAAGCUUUUGAGUUCUACCACGUAGGCUUGCGGCCUAUGGGAAACUCGGACCUCAAGCACAUGCGGAUGACCCGGAGUGUGGAUAGUGUCCAGUUCCUGCCCUUUCUCACCACGGAUGUCAACAACCUGAGCUGGCUGAGUUAUGGGGCCCUGAAGGGAAACUGGACGCUAAUCGUCGUCAACGCCGUGGGUGCUGUGCUUCAGACCCUGUAUAUCUUGGUGUAUCUGCACUAUUGCCAUCGGAAGCAUGCUGUGCUCCUUCAGACUGCAACCCUGCUGGGGGUCCUUGUCCUGGGUUUUGGCUACUUUUGGCUCCUGGUGCCCGACACUGAGACCCGGCUUCAGCAGCUGGGCCUCUUCUGCAGUGUCUUCACCAUCAGUAUGUACCUCUCACCACUAGCUGACUUGGCCAAGGUCAUUCGUACUAAAUCGACCCAACGUCUCUCCUUUUCACUCACCAUUGCCACCCUCCUCACCUCUGCCUCCUGGACGUUCUAUGGGUUUCGACUAAAAGAUCUGUACAUUGUGGUGCCCAACCUUCCAGGAAUACUCACCAGCUUCAUUCGCUUCUGCCUUUUCUGGAAGUACCCCCAGGAGCAAGACAGGAACUAUCAAUUUCUACAAACCUGAGGGAGUUCACCUGACCACUGGGCACCUUAAUGCCAACCUACUACCAAAGAAACCUUGUUUCAGCUCUUCCUGCUGGUCACCUCCACUGGUGAAGUGUGUUGUGGUAAAGGAAAAGAACUGCUUUGAGAAUCCAGGGACUAAAGAAAGGGCUUUACUUAGAAGACUGGAUGGAACCUGGGAGAUGAAUCACUUUUUUUUUUUUUCAAGAUUUAAUUUUUAAUUUUGGAGGUCGGGGUGAAAUCUUUAGAAUGUGCCUUAAAAUAAACUGUUCCCUACCCCUUGCC